AUGGGGUACAAGGGUCGCAAACCUUGCAAGCCUAAGUCUUCCCCUACUCAAGUUCCCGAUUGUAAUCCACCUGCAGCUAAGUCGCCCCCUCCUCCAUUCAUCGUGAAAUCUCCCCCUCCUCCUUCCUACUCACCUCAAUCGCCACCACCUCCGGCAAAAUCGCCACCUCCACCUGCGAAAUCACCUCCUCCUCCCAUUGUGGCUAAAUCACCACCACCUCCUGCAAAAUCUCCUCCUCCUCCAGUGGUGGUCAAGUCCCCUCCACCCCCGAUGAAGUCUCCCCCACCACCAUACACCUAUUAG
Messenger RNA from Marchantia polymorpha subsp. ruderalis, 303 nucleotides. Lineage: Eukaryota; Viridiplantae; Streptophyta; Marchantiopsida; Marchantiales; Marchantiaceae. The record is from the annotation of a GenBank genome assembly.